AUGCUUUCGAAGGAGGAAGAUUAUAUAGACAACGAGUAUUACACUAUGAAUCGUCAUUUCUUUCGUCUAAUUGGGUUGUGGCAAGGUCAGACGUCGUCUAAGAACAUAAUUUAUAUUUAUUUCAUUAAUUUAAUACUAACAUUUGCAUCAAUCGGACAGAUACAACGUUUGUUCACGUCAGAAAGAAAUUUAAUGUCGAUCGCCAAAUUACUGGAAACGCUUUUGCCUACACUAUGUUUCAGUUGUUGCUAUUGCAAUCUAUUGUUGAAUGAUAGAGUUAUGAAGAAAAUUCUUUUCCGUAUCAAGUCCGAUUGGGAUGACCUAGCAGACAAACCAGAACUAAUGAUAGUGAAGAAAUAUGCUGAAAUUAGCAGAAUUUGUACAAUAAUAAUCGCAGUCUGCUUUUAUAUUUAUAUCGUAUUUUUGAUAUUUCCAUCAUUGUUGAGUGUGUUUCGGUAUGUUUCUGGUGAUAUAAGUGAAACGGAAUUAAUAUUACCAAUUCGUGCUGACUAUUUCUUGAAGAACCUAAUGGUUUAUUAUAUCGGACUUAUAAUCGAAUAUGUAAUUAUUAUAGUCACGUGCACGGUAGGAAUUGCUAACUAUUCCAUGUUUAUAGCAAUUGUACAACAUGCAUGUGCACUUUUCUCCAUUGUCCAAUGGAGGGUUAAACAUAAAUACGAAAAACUUCCACAUAAUUCUUAUUAUAUUAAUGUUGAAAGUGAAUUAACCGAAGAAAACGGAUGGAUAGUCCAUCUCAUAAAAUUCUAUAAAAGGGCGAUCGAGUUUGUCGAUUUAUUAAAAUCUUUUUACGAAUCUGUUCAAAUAAUUGCAGCAUUAUUGUCGUUUACAUUUGUCCUUGUUGAUUAUAUUUACUUAUUUGAGGUAUUUUCUUUUACCCAUAACCGAAUCGAAGGAAUUGCAAAGCUCCUGUACGUUGUUGGUUCUAUAUUUGUAAUAUACGUUUAUACUUACGUCGCUCAAAAUUUAAUGGAUCACAAUGCUAACGUAUUUUUAAUAUUUUGCCAAUUCCCGUUUUAUUCGUUAUCAUUGAGAAACCAAAAAUUGUUACUCUUCUUAACAAUGUAUAGCAUGAAACUGUGCGGUAUAUCCCUGAUGGGCGCAGUAUUUAUAUCGCAUGAACUGUUCGCAACGGUAAAAUAUUUUCUCUAUAAUUAUAUAGCUAAGACAUCAACUAAACAACUAACAGAUAUGAUAAAAUUGUUGAUGAUAAUGUAUUGCGAUCAUACGAAUAGAGUAGAGUUAUUUAAGAAUGGCUUCAGUGUAUAUUUUUUAAUGACUAUAUAUUUUUCAAUGACUGAAUAUGUUUGA
Molecule: messenger RNA, 1329 nt
Organism: Vespa mandarinia (Asian giant hornet)
Lineage: Eukaryota; Metazoa; Arthropoda; Insecta; Hymenoptera; Vespidae
Biological process (GO): detection of chemical stimulus involved in sensory perception of smell; sensory perception of smell
Cellular component (GO): plasma membrane
Molecular function (GO): odorant binding; olfactory receptor activity
Source: RefSeq, a predicted model, not a curated record